AUGGCACCCGACGUUGUUUCCAAGCUACAAUCCUUGGUCUCGGGUGAGUCGAAGAGCGCCCGCAAGAAGAAGGGCAAGGGGGACACUGCCACCGCAGUCCCAGCUGCCCCCGAGCAGGCGAAUUCUGAGUUCGGCGCAGGUGGCUCCGACGCAGCAGGCAAGGCCAAUGGUACUGACAGCGAGAACUCGUACAUCAGGGAGCUCCAGAAGAACAUCCGCAACAUCAACAAGAAACUGAGUGCUACCCAGAAGGUCGACUCCAUAAUCGAGGCUAAUCCCGGUGUCCCCCUCGACGAUCUCCUCGCGUCUCGCAAGAUUAACGCCGACCAAAAAGCCCAGGCCGAGAGGAAACCAGGCCUCCAGGCUCAGCUCGCACAGUACGAGGAGCAGUAUGGCCACUACACAAAGUAUGGGCAGGAGCUCGAGGUCAAGUUCGCUCGGGAGAAGGAGAUCUUGUCGAAGUCACACUCUGAAGAGCUGGAAGCACUGAAGGAGACAAUCAAGGCUGAGGCAGCGCUGGAGCAGAAGAAGCUUCUCAAAGAUAAGAUCCUGACUCUGUCCCGCUUCUUGAGGGCGGCUGCUGCUCGACGCCAACUUGAGGACGACGACUCAGACCUUACAAAGGCCUUUGAGGGCGCAUUACUCCAGGUGUACGGAGGGGAUGCUACUGCCGUGCUCGCGGCGGAGAAGCUAAUCGAUGGUGCGGAUGACGGUGUUCCUUCUACUGAGGGUGUGGUACUCAGCAUCACUUACUCCCAGGUCAAGCAGGCAGCGCUCGAGGAGGCUCCAUUUGCCGCAGAGGAGGCUUGGGUGGAUGAUGUGGCGCAAUCACAGCCCGCUCCUCCCGAAACCGAGGCAUCAGAAGCAGUAUCGGACCCAACUGUCACCAACGCAGGACUCACGGAGAUUGGCGAGAGCGUGGCGGGUCACAACGGCAGCGUAGAAGGCCAUGAGACGUCAGUUGCGCCAGCAGCAUCCAGCAUCGAGCCAGGAGCUGCAAAUGCCGCUGCAGAGGAGCAGUGGGACAAGAAGGCUACUGCAGGUGACGACCCGCUUAGCGAGUCUUUCGAGAUCAUCCCGCGAGACCCCGCAGAGACUGAGAACCCGCAUGUAGCUGCUCCCGUCACUAGCACCCAGAGCUGGGCGGACGAUACUCCUGAGCCGACAACUGCGCCUGCGCCGGCAUCUGGCAACGACGGCUUCUCCGAGGUCCACCACAACCGCGGAGGACGAGGACGAGGAGGACACGCCGGUGGUGAUCGAGGAGGAUACCGCGGCAGAGGCCGAGGCGGCCCUCGAGGUGACUUCCGAGGUGGUCGCGGACGUGGUCGUGGAGAGUUUAGGGGUCCGCGAGGCGGAUUCCGCGGCCCUCCUCGCGGUGAGUCGUCGUAG
Molecule: messenger RNA, 1392 nt
Organism: Cucurbitaria berberidis CBS 394.84
Lineage: Eukaryota; Fungi; Ascomycota; Dothideomycetes; Pleosporales; Cucurbitariaceae
Exons: 4
Coding region: 1-1392 (463 amino acids)
Source: RefSeq, a predicted model, not a curated record